AUGCAAGGAGACAACCGGCCUAGCGGUCAGCCCCAGCAAGGCGGCUACCCGCAGACCUUUGCAACUGAUAUGCGCCGCGCCGAGAUGGGCAGUACCGGGCAUGAGAGUUCUGGCGACCACGGAUUCCACGACUAUACCACCGACAACAGCGACACUGAGGCAUACGACAUGGCCCAACUCGUACGCUCCCCGUCGCAGACGCCAUUCGCCCAGCAGAGCUUCUCCCUUCCUCCAGGAGCAUCCUCAAGCGCUGGUGCGACCACCGAGACACUGGUCAGCGGCAACAGGCUCCCAUCUUCCUCUUUUGGCCGCCAAUCUCCAGAUCGCGCUUCGGCCUCGACAAGCGAUCUUCCACGGCAGCGCCACGCCCCACUUCGGUCCGUCGACUUCACCACUGUGCCCUUAAACGACACGUUCAGUUCUUCGCUGCCACCGUCGCGCUCCGGAUCAACAGCUCCAGUCCUGCCGCAAUCCAACCAGCCUGUCCCUCGGACCCGUAGCAAGCUUGGUUUUAUUCCCCUUACUGGUACUACCGAUACCAGUGCUGCCGCAAGCACCAUUUCGGUUGACACGUCUGACGUGAAUGAGAAACCUGUUCGGCCCAAACUCGGUCACAGUCGCCGCGGCAGCUGGGCCGAGUUCAGCAACGAGUGGGAGUCGUUUAACCCCGCCAAUGCAAAAGAUGAGCGCCUCCGCUUCGCCGAGGGCGACGUCGGCAAGACCCGACUUAGCCGCAUGUACCUUUGGGCAAUCAACCGCAGCAUCAUCGUCCGCUGGGCUCUCUUCAUUAUCCCUUUCCUGGCGCUCCUCUGGAUUCCCGGUAUUCUCGGCGUGACCGCGUACCCCAACUCCCACAUCUGGGGUGUCAAGCUCCUUUGGUGGUCAAUCUGGUUCACGGUGGUGUGGUGUGGCUUCUGGGGCUCCAAGGCGGCGUUCAUGAUCUUCCCUCACGUGUUCAAGCAGACCAUCGCCGUAAUCAUUCCUUCGAUGGGCAGGUUCACAGACGUUGUCAAAAACCUUGGCCACUUUGGCAAGAUUAUAAUCUGGUCGCUCAUCUCGUGGAUCUCCUACACACCGUUAAUCUCGCGUCGCUUUGAGGGUGACCAGGAGUCGCCCUCGCGAGCCAACCUCAACCUCAUUGGCAAUCUCCUGUUCGGCUUCUUUCUCUGCACUAUAGUCUGGGGCGUUGAGAAGCUCGUCGUCCAACUCAUCGCCCUCCAGUUCCACCGCGAUUCGUACGCCGACCGCCUUGCCGACCAGAAGUGGCAGUCCCAGAUGCUCACUAGGCUGUACAUGAACUCGCACGACAUCCCGGGUCGCAACGACACUCUCGACGACAACUCGUCGGUUAAGACGACUGCUGGCCGCAAGGCUAUUCGCAAGGUGCUGAAGGGUGUCAAAGCUGCAGCGCAGAGCACCACCAACGCCCUGGGCAACGUUGCCACCGAGAUGGCUGGCUCGUCGGUUCUUCAGACCAACUCGCCCGCCAACAAGGUUACAACCGCCCUCGCCUCGGCGAACAAGAGCAGAGCUCUCGGCCGACGCAUCUACUACUCGUUUAGAAAGCCGGGCUCGGACCACAUCACGAUAGCCGACAUUGCGCGCUACUUCCCCGACCUGGAGAGCGCCGAGCACGCCUUCUCCAUCUUUGACCGCGAUGGCAAUGGCGAUGCGACCCGCGACGAAAUCGACGCUAGCAUGCUCGAGAUCCACAGAGAGCGCAUGUCGCUCGAGGCGAACAUGCGCGACCUUGAUGGUGCCGUCCGCCGCCUCGACGACAUCCUCCUCAUCCUCGUCACCGGUAUAUGCAUCUUGGUCAUGUCGGCCAUGAUCACCACCAAGGUCUCCACCUUUGUCACCUCGACCGGUACCUUCAUCCUCUCGCUCUCGUGGAUGAUCGGUACGACGAUGCAGGAGAUCCUCCUCGCCUGCAUCUUUCUCUUCGUCAAACACCCCUACGAUGUUGGAGACCGGGUCGACAUUGACGGCAAGUCGUACACAGUCGCAAAGAUGGAGUUAAUGUCGACUUCGUUCAAGCGCACAGACGGAAAGUUUGUCUGGAUCGGCCACAACGUGCUCGCCCUCAAGGUCAUCGAGAACGUCCGUCGGUCGGGUGCCACGUCCGAGUCGUUCACCUUUGAGGUGGCCUUCAAUACUACGUUCGAGAAGCUUCAGGCGCUGCGCGUUAUGAUGCUCAAGUUCUGCAAGGAAAACUCGCGCGACUUCCGUCCCGUCUUCGACGUCGCUGUCGAUGACAUUCCAGCCCAGGGCAAGAUGGUCCUCAACGCCGACAUUGCCUACAAGUCGAACUGGCAGCAGGGCGCCCUCAAAGUUCAACGUCGCAACAAGUGGGUCUGCCACCUCAAGAUGUGUCUCGCGGAUCUCCAGAUCUGGGGUCCCGACGAUGCUGGUGACCCGGCGCCUCCUCCCGCUGAGGCUAUCCGGUACACCCAAGUCCCAUGGGACGAGGUACGCGAGGCAGAGCUCGCCGCUGAACGGUCGCCCCCUCCCUCGUUCUCCGCUGCGACUACUGGCGCCAAUCUCACACGUAGUCACGACUCGUCGCUCGACCUGUGGGGCGAGGCGUACCCCGAGGUCGACUCGGUCGGACCAAGCCGCAUGCCUUCGCCAGGUCCUUCAGCGGCCUUCCAAAUCGGCACCCCACCACGCCGCAGUAUCCCUCUGCAGCAGCAGGCGCAGAUUCGCGACAUGCACUCCGUGGCGCAGCAGGCGGGCCAGCAGGGCGACUCCCGUCCGCCCCCGCGUGGCGCUUCGCGCAUCUAG
Cutaneotrichosporon cavernicola is the source of this 2784-nucleotide messenger RNA. RefSeq lists its product as uncharacterized. Gene Ontology annotation, molecular function: calcium ion binding; calcium channel activity. The record is from RefSeq and is a predicted model, not a curated record. Gene Ontology annotation, cellular component: membrane. The transcript has 6 exons. Gene Ontology annotation, biological process: calcium ion transmembrane transport; intracellular calcium ion homeostasis. Bases 1 to 2784 code for a protein of 927 amino acids. NCBI's taxonomy places the organism in Eukaryota, Fungi, Basidiomycota, Tremellomycetes, Trichosporonales, Trichosporonaceae.